Molecule: messenger RNA, 1778 nt
Organism: Sander lucioperca (pikeperch)
Lineage: Eukaryota; Metazoa; Chordata; Actinopteri; Perciformes; Percidae
Gene: snapc1b
Product: small nuclear RNA activating complex, polypeptide 1b
Exons: 10
Coding region: 195-1244 (349 amino acids)
Biological process (GO): snRNA transcription by RNA polymerase III; snRNA transcription by RNA polymerase II
Cellular component (GO): snRNA-activating protein complex
Molecular function (GO): sequence-specific DNA binding
Source: RefSeq, a predicted model, not a curated record
AAAGCAUGGCGAAGAUGUCGUACUGAUGACGCACUAAACCUUCGACGGUCGUUGGUGAGUUGUGUGUUUACAUUGUGGAUGUUUCAUGUUUGUAGCUCAACCAGACUCGCUUCCUCGUAUAACUGGGAUGACAUGUGAUCGUUAUUAAUAAUUAAUAAUCCAGCUCAUGAGUUGGAACUGUUGUCAGCAGCGGGAUGGACUUCUGUCGGAAACAAGUCAAGGCCGACUGUGAGGAGCUGCUAGGCCGCUUCCAGACCACCGACUCCGUCCGCUUCGAGAUUUUCUCCAAAAUAUGGAGGGAAAUGAAUUUCGCACAGAUUUUCUACGGUACAGUGAAUCAUGAGAAGCGGGCGUUCAGCCGUCUGAUUCUGGACACGGCCUACAGCUUCUUCCUGCCUCCGUUCAGCUUCCAGAUCAGAGUGGGAGGACUCUACCUGCUGUUCAGCCUGUAUCAGUGUCAGAGCGCCUCGCCCCCAGAGCAGAUCCGUCUGGCGCUGAAGAACUGGGAGGACGUGAAGAAGUUUGAGAAGGACGCCAUGGACGCUCAUCACCUCGACGUCAUUUACAUCCUCCGAGAGCUGAUGUGCCACAAAGCUUUCAACUUCACCGCCAUGCCCACUGUGCUGGUCUUCAACAAGAAGAGGAAGAUGGAGCGGGUGGCGCUGUGCGAGGCGUUCAUGGAGCGAGCAUCUCGUCCACAGGAGCUGAUCAACAUCGAGCUGCUGGAGGAAUUGUCCAAUGUUGAUGAUCUCUAUGGAAAGCUGAAGACUUCCGCCUGUCUGCAGGCGGAUCCGUCCAUCAACCUGAUCCGCAAAGAGCUGGUCCCUGAGCUCCGCAGUACUGUGGUGGACUUCUACAAGUGGCAACAAAGGAAGGGCGGGGCUGGUGGAGAUGAAGACAAAGACAGCGGUGAGGGAACGUCCUCUCAGCAGGAGUGCUCUAAAAGAGCCCAGCUCAUCUCCUCCAUCAAAUCCAAGGCUUACGGAGAGGCAGCAGAGGCCUCCAAGUCCCGCCGUCAUCGCCAGGUGGAGGUGGAUUUCACCAGUUACGAGGCAGGACCCUCCCUCUCGUCCUCAUACAGCAGAACUAACAAGCCGUCACUCAAAGCCAGAACCAAUGAGAACGUACAUGUCUCAGGUGAGUUGUGGGAAGAAGCCACUAGGACAACUCAUAUCAACCGUCUCACCAAACUGGACUUUGUUCCUGAAGAAAAACCCAAAAUGUACAGAAGAUUCAAGUGGUGAUGAAGACAACGUGGGGGUCAGCAUGCAUCCUGACGGCAGCUGGUGUUCACUGGAUCUCAAGUUUGUUUUAAAAUGUUGAUAUGGUUUUGUCAUUGUCACGAGUUUCCUAUCAUCUUGAAUGAUCUGGAUCAUGGAAAAUGGGAAUGUUUUUACAUUUGAAAGUGUUUUAACUUUAACUUAUUUUUUGAUGAACCUUUUUUUUUUUCAAAAUGUCUAAAACAUAAACAUACAAACGUGUCGUUUAGAGAAAGAAUAUUGUUCUUAAAUGUAACUCCUGAGUUUUAAAGAGAAACUCCUGAGAGCCGAGAAGGUUCCCAGUUUCCUUUUUGCGGUUUUACAGCUAUCCCUCGGAAAAUGGACCCGCUGUCAGCCUCGCUUCAGUCAGUUUAGUCAGAGACAUGUCACCCUUUGCCUUUUACAGUAAGGGCAGCAUACGUUGUGACUGUAUGCAACGUUCAGGUGAAUGACUUUAAACAUUUUCCUCAUCAAGUUUUACUGUUUUAUAUAAAACCAAUUUCUUUUUUAUAAAUGCUA